This is a messenger RNA of Sphaeramia orbicularis (orbiculate cardinalfish), 3385 nucleotides long. RefSeq names its product dachshund homolog 2-like. Gene Ontology annotation, molecular function: RNA polymerase II cis-regulatory region sequence-specific DNA binding; DNA-binding transcription factor activity, RNA polymerase II-specific. The transcript has 12 exons. The coding region runs from base 163 to 2136 and encodes 657 amino acids. The record is from RefSeq and is a predicted model, not a curated record. NCBI's taxonomy places the organism in Eukaryota, Metazoa, Chordata, Actinopteri, Kurtiformes, Apogonidae. Gene Ontology annotation, biological process: regulation of transcription by RNA polymerase II. Gene Ontology annotation, cellular component: transcription regulator complex; nucleus.
GGCACAGACGGGAGAGGAGAAAGAAAACACGCAGAAAGCGGCACGCACGAGGACGCACAAGUGUUUUUGUUACUGGACAAACAGAAGAAGAAAAGUGUGUGUGAGCAGCAGAGAGUGCGUGCGUCUUCACCACUCUCCACUUCUUCCACGUCCACGGGCUCCAUGUCACUCCCCGGGUCCCCUCCGCUGCUCUCCCCGGGCUCCGGCGCCCCCACUCCGGCCGCACUCUACCGAUCAGCCCCGGAGUCGCUCCACACCUCCGCCGUGUCCACCGGCACGUCCAGCCCGGCGCACACCACCAACUCCCACUCCCACUCGCUGUCCCCGUCCCCCCGCCUCACCGGCACCAUGCUCAGUACUUUCCUCCCCGGACCCGGUGGCGCACUGGGGGCUUUGGGCAACGGAGGCGGAGCGCCGCUGGGCUCCGGAGCCGCGGGCUCUCUGGGUCCCCUCGGCGGGUUCGGUUCCCUGAGCGCGGCCGGCCUGACCCCCGGCUCCCCCGGCCUGGCGCAGACCUCCUCCGGCCCGGGUCUGUGCAGUGAGUGUAAGCUGGUGGAGGUGCACGGCGUCAAGGUGGCCAGCUUCAACGUGGACGGGCACGAGCUCAUCUGCCUGCCGCAGGUGUUCGACCUCUUCCUCAAACACCUGGUGGGGGGGCUGCACACUGUCUACACCAAGCUGAAGAGGCUGGACAUCACGCCGGUGGUGUGCACCGUGGAGCAGGUGCGCGUCCUGCGGGGCCUCGGCGCCAUUCAGCCCGGUGUGAACCGGUGCAAACUCAUCUCCAGGAAGGACUUCGAGAUCCUGUACCAGGACUGCACGAGCGCUAGCUCUCGUCCAGGCCGUCCUCCGAAGCGCUGCUCUGGGGCGGGGGUCCAGGAAAGCCCCCGGCUGCUGCACCCGGGCCUCCCAGGCCUGCUGUCGCCCAACCUGCUGUCCCACACCGGUCUGACAGCAGCAGCUAUGGCAGAGCUCCAGAAGCUCCAGAAGAUGAAAAUGAUGAUGAAUCUGCAGAACGGGAACGAGUCUGAUACUGAUGAUAUGCACUCCAAUACAGGUGGGAGUGAGUGCUCAUGGGAUAAAGAGCGUCUGACCAGCCCCCCUGCUGGAGCUCACAGUGGAGGAGGAGGAGGAGGAGGAGGAGGAGCAGCACUAUCAGGAGGAGCAGGAGGUGGUGCAGGAACAGGAGGCGGGAGAGGGCCGGCCAUCGGAGCUGUCAGUCAACAACAACAACUGCAGCAGCAGCAACUUCUGGCAAACAGGUUGGACUUGCCCUUCAUGAUGAUGCCCCACCCACUGCUACCCAUGGGGUUGCCACCUGCGUCUGUCGCCAUGGCGAUGUCACAGAUGAACCAUCUCAGCACCAUCGCCAACAUGGCUGCGGCAGCUCAGCAGAUUCACACUCAUGUUCACCGUGCACCUGUCAUCAAGGAGCGAGUGUGUGACAGUCCUUCUCUGUCUCCAUCGGUUGAUGAAACCAACACUCCUCUACAGUCACAGCCCAGCAGCUCCGCCUCCAGUUCACCUGAAAGACUCGGGUUGGCGUCAGCUGAUGCAGAUGUUGCACUGACCAACCCAGCUGCACCCAUCAAGAAAAUAACAAAGGACAAAGAAGAGUCUUCGCUGGCACAGGCCCUGCCCCCUGGUUUUCCUGCUCCGUUCUUAUUCGCUGACGGCCUUUCAUCAGUGGAGACUUUGCUCACCAACAUACAGGGCCUGUUGAAGGUGGCGGUGGAAAACGCUCGGGCGCAGGACAAACAGAUCCAAGCGGAGAAGAGGGAGCUGAAGAUGGAGCUGUACCGAGAACGAGAGAUGAGGGAGAGUCUGGAACGACAGUUGACCUCUGAACUACAGAGCAGAGCCUCCAUCCAGAAGCGUCUGAAGAAGGAGAAGAAGGCCAAGAGGAAGCUGCAGGAGGCGCUGGAGUUUGAGUCCAAGAGGAGGGAGCGGGUGGAGGGCGCCCUCAAAAACUCAUCCUCGUCCUCGCCGUCUCCUGAGCCGCUGCACGCCGCCAACAACAACAAGAACGCAGACGCUGCUAUAACCGAGGAAAAAGCUGAACUUAAUGGAAACCAGCAAGACAACAGCGCUGUACAAGAAUCCCGGUCUUUCCUGAAGACACCAAUGAUGUUCUAAAGACUACGCCUCCUUAGGCCCCACCCCUCCACUUUCUGCUCCUCCCACUUUUCCUGCACCGGCCUGUUUCCAUGGCAACCUGGGCGACCACAGCGACACAGGACACUGUCUUCGUACGCUCAAACGUUUUGUCGUUGCUACGAAACCAUGAGACUACUAAGAGACCUGGACUGGGUUCUGUCUUCUGUCUUCACUUUCUUCUUCUUUUUUAACAGACUUUGCUCCGUUCAUUCCUCCUCCUCCCCCUCCUCCCCCUCCUCCCCCUCCUCCCCCUCCUCCUCCUCCUCCUCCUCCUCCUCUCCCUGCACAGUGACUCCUGUCAUCCUUCUUAUGUUUCAGAAUAAACUAGAAUAGUCAUUCCCAAGGAAAGGAAAGGACAAGGAAAACAGACUGAACUGAUUUGGACAGAGUCCCCACAGGGCAGGACAGGAUUCUGAUUGGACGGUUGAGACUGUCCCGACUCUGAUCUGAUUGGUGGUGAUGUGACAGGAGUGGUGUCACAAAGAAGACUUCCUAUUCUUCAUUUCCUUGUUUAAGAAAAAAGAAAGACAAAAACAGGUGUGAAAACCCCCUCUGGAUGUGACUGUAAGUUCAGCCAACCUCAUUGGCCAGCCGACCACACACUCUGAUUGGACGAUAAUCAGCUGAUCGGAGGAGCUCAGGACCGGAGGGUUAAAAAAAAAGGAAAGAGUAAAAAAUACCAGGAAGGAAAAAAAAACUGAAGAGGGAAAAACUGGUAGUGUGAAGCCUAUUUGUGUCUGGUGUUGGUUUGACUCUACAGAAUGCAUGGGAACAUGGAGCUUCUGUCCUUUGGCUGAGUUUAUCCUCUGGACACUUCUUACCUCCUUCCUCAUCCCCUCUUUCACUCUUUCUUCCUCUUUUUGGAUUCAUCCCUCACCCCUCUCCUCUCACUGUUCUCUACAGAUUUGCUGCUUAUCUUGUUAUACUGUUUUUGCUUCCCUCCUCAUCCCCCUCUUCCUUCUCCCCCCUCCUUUUCUUCCUCCCCCUCUUCUUCCUCUUCCUCCUCUUCUUCCUCUUCCCCCCUCCUUGUCCUCCUCUUCUUCCUCUUUCCCUCCUCUUCCUCCUCCUACCCCUUUUCCUCCUCCUCCUCUUCCUCCUCCUCUUUCUUCUUCUGUCUCUCUGUAAGGAGACAUUACUCUACAAAUGUUGAAUGCAGCUUUUCAAUGUAUGAUGAAGUAUUUUCUAUCACCCUUAACCUAUGAAUUCAUUCUCAAAUGAUGCAAAAGUU